ACGGCUUAUGAGGACCCAAAUCCAUCCAAGAGCUCGAGAAGUAAUUAAAAAAAAGAACUUCUGCUCGUCUUCUCGGCGGCUGCAACAGCGACCAUCGGCCGGCGCCUCUCCGAAUCGCCGGCCAUCGAUUCAGGCGAGCUUCCCGUUCCCUCCCUUCACUGCAAGCCCAAGUUUGCCGCUUCUAUUCCCCAGUUCGUUUCUUGACACUCUCUCUAUAUUCACGGUCCAACCCUAGCUCAGAUGAGCCGCCGCCGUCACCCGCCGUCGCUAGCGCCGGCGGCCCCACUGGACGACGAGGACCUCCUCCGCCUCCAUCAGCAGCCAUCCUCCCUCGCCCGCGCCUCCUCGGUCUGCACGCGCUGGCGCGGCAUCCUCUCCGACCCCCAAUUCCUCAAACGCUUCCGCAAACACCAUGGAAAACCUCUGCUCCUCGGCUUCUUCGCGGGGCCUGUUUUCAGAGACCACGUCUUCACUCCCGUCCCGGACUCGCCCGACCGCAUCCUUGUCGCACGCUUCUCCAUGACCAUGCCACAGAGCCACAACCCCUUCGACCGCUGGGACUUGGUCGGCUGCCGCCACGGCCUCGCCGUCCUGAUCAACAAGUGCCGGAAGGAGGUUGUCGUAUCGGAUCCCCUAACCGGCCGGCAGCAGUGCGUGCGUUUUCCACCGGGGCUCUGCGACGCCCUAUGGGGGAUUUUUUGUGACUGGCACGGAGCGGUGCUGUGCGCUGACGGCGAAGAUGGGCAUGUGCAUGGCGAUUGCCUAUCGAGCCCGUUCAAAUUGAUCUUGAUACGCAACGAAGACAUGCGGACAUUCGGCUCUCUCUACGACUCGGUGUCUCGUGUUUGGGGAAAUAUUUUCUCGGCGACUACAAAUAGUAUUUGUAGUAUAAGGUCCAGCAUUCUUGCCGGGAAUGCACUUUGCUGGUUGAUUUCGGGAGGUGCUGUCCUUGUGUUUGAUUUGGAAAUGCAGAACCUUAGCGUGAUCGAGAAGCCAGCAGAAAACCAUGUUAUCACUAGCUGGUGUUUGCAGCUAGUAUGGAUGGAGGAUGGCGGACUUGGCCUCGCUGUUUUGUCGGAGCUGACUGUCCAAUUAUGGGUGAGGAAAUCUAACCAUGAUGGUUUUGUCGGAUGGGUGUUGCUGCAGAAAACCAUUCCACUGGAGGGGAUGUUUAAACGGAGAAUGUGUAGUGACCGCACUCUUUGUGGGGUAUGAUGAGGACACAAAUGUGAUUGUUCUGACUACCAUGAUUGGCAACUUCAUGCUCCAACUUGACUCGAUGCAGCUCAAACAUAUUGUUGAAAGAAACAACAUAUGUUUCGACACCUUUUGGCCCUGUUUGGUUCGGCUAUGGAUUUCUAAAAGCAGAUGUGAAAAAUCUGAUGUGGAAAAACAGCUGUGGAAAAUCUGAUAUGAAAAGGAUGUAGGUCAUUUGGCAAACCAACUGAUACAGCUUUUUCAGAUUUUGGCCCACAGCGGAAUCAGAUUUUGGAAAGCACGUCCUGGCCUGCUUCCGCUUUUGGUUCAGAUUUUGACAGCGGAUUUUUGGGAUCGGAUUCUGCUGGGUUCGCCCUUUGGUUCAGAUUCUGCUGCGCGGUAGCGGAAUCCGUCGAUAAAAGCUGAACCAAACAGGGCCUUUAUCCCUACACGAAUUUCUACACUGCAGGUAGGAGAAUUGCUGGUGGAGAUGGUGGAGCUGAAAAUGCAAACACAUGAGAUCUGCUAAUGUGCCUAAUGUGCUAUGUUGGUUGAACAGGUAUUUGGAGUUUUCUUCGGUUUGUUGAGGCGCAGAAAUGCGGAGAUGGCUCUUUUGCUGUAUGCCCUUCCGCUUUUGUGUGUUGUGGCUGCUAUUGUGGCCGGCACUGACGUUGACAAUAUAUGGAGCAGUAUGUAGGUUCUUCCGCUUUGUAUGAUGCGUCCUGUGAAGUGGACUUGUAGGAUUUAGUAUGUAAUUCGCUAACUUCUCUGAAUUACAACUAUCUACUAAUAUUUUCAGGGACUAUUAAUCCGGUUGCAUGCCUAGAUAGUGUUUGUGGAGUUGCUUCUGUUAGUGCCUGGAUCUGUCAGUGUAUUAACACCUUGUGGUUCAUUUGCUUUAUGUCUCAAUAACGCGGGCCUUUAUA
Messenger RNA from Triticum aestivum (bread wheat), 2123 nucleotides. RefSeq lists its product as uncharacterized. Gene Ontology annotation, molecular function: protein binding. The record is from RefSeq and is a predicted model, not a curated record. Bases 241 to 1215 code for a protein of 324 amino acids. Lineage: Eukaryota; Viridiplantae; Streptophyta; Magnoliopsida; Poales; Poaceae. The transcript is spliced from 3 exons.